This is a messenger RNA of Protobothrops mucrosquamatus (brown spotted pit viper), 933 nucleotides long. RefSeq names its product olfactory receptor 14C36-like. The transcript has a single exon. Gene Ontology annotation, biological process: G protein-coupled receptor signaling pathway. Gene Ontology annotation, molecular function: olfactory receptor activity; G protein-coupled receptor activity. Bases 1 to 933 code for a protein of 310 amino acids. The record is from RefSeq and is a predicted model, not a curated record. Gene Ontology annotation, cellular component: membrane. NCBI's taxonomy places the organism in Eukaryota, Metazoa, Chordata, Lepidosauria, Squamata, Viperidae.
AUGCAUAAUGUCACAUCAGAAUUUCUUCUCUGGGAAUUCUCAAAAAUUUGGGAACUACAACUUAUGUACAUAGUUUCAUUAUUGCUGUUAUAUGUAGUGACAAUAACUGAGAACCUUCUCAUCAUCACUGCUAUUGUAUGGGACCAUCAUCUUCAUACCCCUAUGUACUUCUUCCUGAUAAAUCUACCAUUACAGGAUAUUGCUUCAGUUUCAGUCAUUAUCCCAAAAGUUUUCUUAAAUUUUCUUAUGAAUGUAAGGACUAUUUCUUAUUCUGGAUGUAUUGCCCAGGUCCUGUUUUUUUUCUUUUUCCUGGGCUCUGAUAUUCCCCUUCUUACUGUCAUGGCUUAUGAUCGGUAUAUUGCCAUUUGUAAACCUUUGCAAUAUGAAAUGAUAAUGAACAGAAAGGUUUGCACCAAAAUGGUUGGCACAGUAUGGAUAGACAGCCUUCUCAAUGCUUCAUUACACACUAAUUUCACUUUUAUUACUCCUUUAUGCUCUAAUAUUGUUAAUCAGUUCUAUUGUGAAGUUCCAUAUUUACUUAAGAUUGCUUGUUUUAGUUCAUAUGUAUCUGAAAUUGGAGUUAUAAUUUUCAGUGCAACAUUAAGAGGUACCUGUUUUGUUUUUCUCAUUGUCACUUAUGUACAUGCCUUCUCUGCUGUUCUGAGAAUUCCUUCUGUUGAAGGAAGGAAAAAGGCUUUCUCUACUUGCUUACCACAUAUCAUUGUCUUCUUUGUAUUUGUUUUCACUGCUUCCUUUGCUUACCUAAAACCUAUAUCAGACAGUCCAUUAUUCCUUGACUUCAUAAUAACAAUAACAUAUUCUAUUGUUCCAUCUAUGUUGAAUCCAGUAAUUUAUAGUCUGAGAAUCAAAGACAUCAAAGUUACUCUUUCAAGACUUUUUGGUCAAAAGUUAUUAUUUUUUAAAGAAGAAUGA